Messenger RNA from Cuscuta epithymum, 793 nucleotides. Lineage: Eukaryota; Viridiplantae; Streptophyta; Magnoliopsida; Solanales; Convolvulaceae. The record is from the annotation of a GenBank genome assembly.
GGGACUUUCAGUCCGGUUAUUAAACCAACCACCAUUCGGUUGGUUCUAUCUUUGGCUGUCAUUCGAGGGUGGACACUACGACAAAUUGAUGUUAACAAUGCCUUUUUGCAAGGUCAUCUUUAUGAUGAUGUUUUCAUGCUUCAACCUCCAGGUUUUGUUGAUCCAAACAAACCUAAUCAUAUCUGUCGUCUUCGCAAAGCUUUGUAUGGGCUCAAGGACAGACACCUCGGGCGUGGUAUCAAGAACUCAAGCAUUUUUUUGCUUGAUCUGGGAUUUCUUAACUCCAAGGCCGCUCCCCGGAUUUCAUUGAAUCACUAAUUAAGAGCCUUGGCCAACGUUUUUCCCUAAAAGAUCUUGGCAAGCUCUCUUAUUUUCUUGGCAUUGAAGUUAUAGCACAUCCGGAUGGUAUUCUUCUUUCUCCGCAACGUUAUAUUAUGGACUUAUUAUCUCAAUUUAAGAUGGAUGCUUGUAAUGGUGUCACUACCCCUCUUGCUGCUAACACCAAGCUCAGUCUCACGUCUGGCCAGCCGCUUGAUGAUCCAGGGGACUAUCUGUCAGUGGUUGGUGGCCUUCAAUACUUGGCUCUUACACGGCCGGACGAUGUGUCUUAUGUCGUAAACAAGUUGUCUCAAUUUCUUCACCAAACACUUUAAUUUUUUUUCCAGCUAUCAAUAAUAUUAUCUUUUGUAAUUCAAACUAAUUGUACAAUAUUAUCUCUUAGUUAGUUAUGCUUGAUCUCUUCUAAUUGUACUCCUAUAUAAACAUCACGUGUAUACUCCAUGGAAGAGUGAAU